Biomphalaria glabrata is the source of this 2234-nucleotide messenger RNA. RefSeq names its product serine/threonine-protein kinase PAK 3-like. The transcript is spliced from 7 exons. Gene Ontology annotation, biological process: regulation of MAPK cascade; intracellular signal transduction; protein phosphorylation. The record is from RefSeq and is a predicted model, not a curated record. The coding region runs from base 197 to 1117 and encodes 306 amino acids. Lineage: Eukaryota; Metazoa; Mollusca; Gastropoda; Planorbidae. Gene Ontology annotation, molecular function: ATP binding; protein serine/threonine kinase activity. Gene Ontology annotation, cellular component: cytoplasm.
UUCCCUUUGAAUGACACAUUGUCAUACGGUGUCGGGUGUUUUAUGGGCUUUAGAACACAGUGACAUUUGCUUGACUCACUUCAUCGGUCUUCCUGUUUGUGAGACGAAACUAUUAUCGGCCUACAAACUUACCAACAUUAAGACUGUGAACACUUUAAAUUGCAAAGACUCAAUCAACAGUGGCUAAGGAGAAACAAUGGCAGAUUUUUUUACAUUCAGAGCAGAAUUUCAGAAAAGAGCAAAUCCUGAAAAUCCUCUGAAUGACUAUAACAUGCAGACAUUACUGGGCAGAGGAGCUUCGGGCAAAGUCUACAAGGCUGUCCAUAAGCAGAACCAGCAGGAGGUGGCUAUCAAAAUCAUGGAUCUCCAUCAGCACAGGAAGAAAGAGCUGAUUGUGGCAGAGAUUGAUACCCUCAAACUGAACAGACAUGAGAAUAUUGUCAGCUUUCUGGAUUGUUACUGCCCUGGCCAUGAGCUCUGGGUUGUGAUGGAGUAUUUGGAUGGUGGCUGUAUGACAGACCUCGUUAGAUUUGUCAUAUUGAAUGAAGCACAGAUGGCCGCCGUGUGUCGUGAGUGUCUCAAGGCCAUCGAGUUUCUUCACAGUCGAAACAUCAUCCACCGUGACAUUAAGAGCGACAAUGUUCUGCUGGGGACCCGAGGUCAGAUCAAACUGACCGACUUUGGAUUCUGUGCCAGGCUAACUUCACAAGUCAACCAAAGAAGGACUCAAUUAGGCACCCCCUGCUGGAUGGCACCGGAAGUUAUUAAGAGAAAACCUUACAAAAAUGAAAUUGAUAUUUGGAGCUUUGGUAUCAUGGUGAUUGAGAUGGUGGAUGGUGUUCCACCGUACUUAAUGGAGAACUGCCACAAAACGUAUUAUUACAUUGAGACAAAGGGCAAGCCUGACAUUAAAAAUGCCCACACACUGUCCCCAGACCAACAAGACUUCAUUGACCAAUGCCUCCAAGUGGACAUCACCAAGAGAGCCAGCGCAGUUCAGCUUUUGGGUCAUCCGUUUCUCAUGAAAUCUGGGUCAUUGGAUUUUUUGGAAGAAGCCAUAACUGCUGCACGUGCGGCCAGAGAUAAACAUUUCAAAAUAAACAAAACCAGCUCUUAACUAUUUACAGAAUUGGAAUUCUUACACUCAUAGUAAAUACUCAUUCGAAACAAAGGAUGUGAAAUAUUGUUAUUUUAAUAGGCAACGAUAAAAUGUCUUCUGAAUAGACAAGAAAUAUGUUACUAAGGAAAUCCUAAAGAUCCUCCUAGUGUGUGCUAAACGCCUAGCAGCUUUAUCGUCUCGUCUUCAAAUGUUAUCCCUGGGUUAAGAAUGAUUGGAUGUUCUUUUUUCAGCAGCUCUUGUGUAAUGAUAUGUAAAGCAAGGCUGGGUUAGGGUUAACCAAGGAUCUAGAAUGAGGUACACUAGGAUGUUCUUCCAUUUUGCAUUUUUGAUCAUGAAAGGGGAGAUAACGUGUUUACAUAUUUUCUUAUUGGACACGAUAACAAUAAUAUAAAUAAUAGAACAAAGCCUUGACCAGGUUAAGAAAAAUAAACGACACACAUACUGGGGUAAUGCUUUUUAUUUUGAUUUGCCGUGUAGCUGGGAAUUUCAUUUAGAAAUUAAAAGGGCGACUACCAGUAAAAACAAAAUGUACUGAAUAGUAGUCACCCCUGAAAUGUGUGCCACGCCAAAGAAGUCUGUGAACACCAUUAGCCUAUGACACACACACAGACAGACACCAAACCUUUAUUGGUCUUCAUUCCAUUAAAGAAAAAAAAAUAUCAUGGCGGCUAAAUUUGUAUAGAAAGUAAAAAUUUAACUACUUCAUACUUGACCGUUUCAACCUCCUCCCCCCUGGCCCCAAUCAAGCUGUAAUUUCUCAAAGCAUGCAUUCUGUCUUGUCAUUAUUGUCAAAGAAAACUGUAAUUUACAUAAUUUGUAUCAAAGAUGGCAUAUUUUAUGUAUCAUAACAUUGGCGAACUAAUAUUGCAGACUUGAGUAGAAGUACUAGCUCUGCGUCAUGGGUCGGAUUUGGCUCAGGGGCCGUAGUUCAGACACCAAUUCAUGUCCGCACUGUAUCAUUGGUCACAGAAACUAAUGUUAGAAUACCUAAGAAUACGAGGUAGAGGAAUCAUGUUGUGUUGAUAUUUUUGUUUUGAAUUAGAGAGAUAGACUCAAACAUUUUUAUCAGUAUUUUUUUUAUUUUGUAACUAAUAAAAUAUUAUACAAAUAUUAA